GGUGUAGAUUCAAUCAAGUUUCAAAGAAAGAGGAAAGGAUAACAACGGCGAUUAGUUGGUCAGCAUCAAGGUCGGUAGAGAUCAAGAAAUCCAACUCUGUAGAUUUAGUGAAGUUUCAUGAGAAUAUGGAGCGUCAAUAUUCUGGAUGAACGAGAAUAAUGAUUGCGGGUUCUUUGAGUGGCAUGAUGACCCUUUAACAGAUAGGGUGAAGAAUGUUAUCAAUGAUUUUAAAAGGGAUAAUAGAAGGCUACACACUAUAAUUAAGGGGCUGGAGAAGGUUAUCCGUGCAGAGGGGAGCUUUGAUGAAGCACCAGUACCGGAAUGUGUUGAUACUUGCAAUGAAAAGAUGGAACUGAAGUUGAAUAUGUUCCUUGUAUUUCCGAGAUAUGUCAUGAUAACACAAAUAAUCAGGGUCAAAUCCAUAGAUUGUAUCCACGUCCCCAUUCACGUAAUGUAAAGGCUUGAACACCCACCUCCCACUAUGGUUAAACCUCAGGUUGACCAACCCACUCAUUUGUACAGUAAAAGUAAGACAAACGAACAGAGUACCUUAGAGCGUUUCAACGGUGUCCAUCGUAAGAUUUGAGCCUCUA
Messenger RNA from Cuscuta europaea, 593 nucleotides. NCBI's taxonomy places the organism in Eukaryota, Viridiplantae, Streptophyta, Magnoliopsida, Solanales, Convolvulaceae. The record is from the annotation of a GenBank genome assembly.